CGUCACCCCGCCUCCAUCUUGAACGACAGAUGAACUGCACAAACAAACAAAAGUAAAGGCAAAACAUAAAAUCACGAUGCAUCGUUAAGUGAUAGCAACACUGUAGUCAUAGUGACCCCUACAGCGGUAUAUAGCUGGAAUAGCUUGAAGGAACCUCAUGACUUAUGACGUUAGGCUCCUCGGAUGUAUCACUUCUCCUCCCCUAUGAUCAUUGUUAUUUGGCAACUUAAACGUGAUUUCUCCCUUAACAUGAUCUCACUCCUGGGUCGGGACCACAGACCGUUACUCCCCCCCCAGACUAUUUAUGUGUUCUCAAGAAGUGGAAAGUAUUACUAAAGCUUCUAUUUUGAUAGGAAAUACCACAGUUAAAGUGUUAGUAUGGGAGUGACACCCCGUCGUACGACUCACUUUUGAUCUGACAGCACGCUACAGAAACAAUCUAGAGUGAUCUCUGAAGCUAUUUGUAGCUCCCAACGCCUGUCUUCACUAGUGCUUCCUGUAGAUAGCAUGUAGCGAGAUGUGCAGUGUAGUAAUCUGUAACAGUACGCCGGGGGUGGAUGGGAAGCCGGUAACCUCAUCUAUAGAACAUGAAGACGUGAAGGCUGGCGUCCACCAAGGCCUCCGCCGCGCCCUGGCCGGUGCAUGCGCAUGAUCACAUGACCCUGGACAUGGACGCCGUCCUGUCCGACUUUGUUCGGUCCACUGGGGCAGAACCGGGGCUGGCCAGAGACCUGCUGGAAGGUAAGAACUGGGACCUGGGCGCCGCCCUGGGGGACUACGAACAGCUGCGGCAGGUCCACACCGCCAACCUGCCGCCCGUGUUCAACGAGCGCCGCCUCCAGCCCGGCGCCAGGGCCACGCCCACCCACGUCAGCCCGGCCGGCCGGCCGACCGCGCAGCGGCAGGAGGACAGCGCACAGGAGAAGCGUCUGACGCGGGGGAUCUCCCACGCCAGCUCGGCCAUCGUGUCGCUGGCCCGCCUGCACGUGGCCAGCGAGCGGGCGGAGCAGAUCCCCGUGGAGAUGCCCAUCUACACCUUCCAGCUGCCCGACCUCAGCGCCUACAGCGAGGACUUCCGCGGCUUCAUCGAGAGGGACCUCAUAGAGCAGUCCACCAUGAUGGCUCUGGAGCAGGCCGGGCGUCUGAACUGGUGGUCCACCAUGUGCUCCAGCUGUAAGAAGCUGCUGCCCCUGGCCACCACCGGGGACGGGAACUGCCUGCUGCACGCCGCAUCCCUGGGGAUGUGGGGCUUCCACGACCGGGACCUGAUGCUGAGGAAGUCGCUGUACGCCAUGAUGCAGAGCGGCACGGAGCAGGCCGCCCUGAAGCGGCGCUGGCGCUGGCAGCAGACGCAGCAGAACAAGGAGUCGGGCCUGGUUUACACGGAGGAGGAGUGGGAGAGAGAGUGGAGCGAGCUGCUGAAGCUGGCCUCCAGCGAACCACGCACUCACCUCAGCAAGAGCGGAGCCGCCGGCGGAGGGGUGGAUAACUCUGAGGAGCCGGUGUACGAGAGCCUGGAGGAGUUCCACGUGUUCGUUCUGGCCCACGUGCUGCGCAGGCCCAUCGUGGUGGUGGCCGACACCAUGCUCCGGGACUCUGGGGGGGAAGCGUUCGCCCCUAUCCCGUUCGGGGGGCUGUACCUGCCCCUGGAGGUCACCCCCAGCCGCUGCCACUGCUCCCCGCUGGUGCUGGCCUACGACCAGGCACACUUCUCUGCCCUGGUGUCCAUGGAGCAGAGGGACCAGCAGAGGGAACAAGCCAUUGUUCCCCUGACGGACUCGGAGCACAAGUUGCUCGCCCUCCAUUACGCCGUUGACCCGGGGAGGGACUGGGUCUGGGGGAGUGAUGACACCGACAAGACCAAGCUAGCCAAGCUCAUUCUGUCUCUGGAGGCUAAACUGAAUCUGCUGCACAACUACAUGAAUGUAACCUGGAUCCGAAUCCCAUCAGAAACAAGGGCUCCUCUCGCUCAGCCAGAGUCUCCCACCGCCUCGGCAGGCGAGGACGUCCGGUCUCUGGCUGAGUCCAUCGACUCGGACCGGGAGUCCGUGGGCAGCAACUCCAACAUCAACACCGGCAAGCCCGACAAGGACAAGGACAAACAGCGCAAGGACAAAGAGCGAAACCGGGCCGACUCGGUGGCCAACAAGCUGGGCAGCUUCAGCAAGACCCUCGGCAUCAAGUUGAAAAAGAACAUGGGCGGUCUAGGCGGCUUGGUGCACGGCAAGAUGAACAAAUCCAACUCGGGGCCCGGGCGGACCGGGGACACCGGGGCAGGAGAGAAGAUGAAGAAGAGGGAGCCCAAGAGCAGCAAGGCCGGCAAGGAGGAGUCCGGCCAGUCCACAAGCUCCACCUCCUCAGAGAAGGUCACCAGUCCCUCCCCCACGGACGGAGAGAAGGUCUCCAGCACCUCCCCCACCGAGAGGCCGGACGGCGCGGGGAAGAUCCUGGGGGACAGGACGCCGGAGAGCUGGAGAUACAGCACCGACGUCACGCUCAGCGUCAACAUCCUGAGGGCCGCAAUGCAGGGCGAGCGCAAGUUCAUCUUCGCCGGGCUGCUGCUGACCAGCCACCGGCACCAGUUCCACGAGGAGAUGAUCAGCUACUACCUGAGCAACGCCCAGGAGCGCUUCAGCCAGGAGCAGGAGCAGAAGAAGGACGAGGAGAAGAAGCCGGGCCCGGUGGGGAAGACGGUGGACCAGGAGGACGCCAUCGCCCAGAAGGAAAGAGUAGACAGCUCCCCUCCGGUCAGCUGUUCUCCAAUCCUGCCGCCGCACAGGCAGACCCACAGCCACAGCCAAAGCUCACAGCCAUUACUGGGCCCUAAGGUGCAGGGCCGGGACAGCCCCACUCCUCUAGUGCCCUCCAUCCCAGUCUCUGUGCCGCCUCUCCCCACACCUCCCGUGGCCCAGCGGGUGUGUCACCCGGUCCCUGUUUCACUUCCCAGCUAUCCCUCCCCUAGCCUGGAGGCCAAGAGGCCCGGGUCCAUCCCCGUGUCCGCCCAUUACAGCCAUACGCCUCCCGUCCAGAGGCACAGCGUCAUCCACCUGCGGGACGUCAACGUGCCGUCGUCCCGCUACCGCGAGAACCCCUGCAAGCCCGGGGCGGCGGGCUCCCUGAAAACAUGCGCCACGUACCCCCAGCAGAACCGAACGCUGUCCUCCCAGAGCUACAGCCCGGCGCGCCUGUCCGGGGUGCGCACCGUCAGCACUGUCGACAGCCUGGCGUACAACCUGCCAGCCGAGCACAAGUCCCACACCUACACCAACGGCUUCAACGCGGGCGACGUCCGCGACUGCCUGGAGUUCGCCGACGAGGAGGACCCCUCCCCGCGCUCCCGGCUCGGCCACGACAGAGCGGGCGGUCCGACCCCCGGGGGGUCCUACCUGUACUGUUUCCCUCAGCGCCGCUGCAAGAGGGACGACUGCUCUUUCUACGGCAGGCCGGAGACAGAUCACUACUGCUCCUACUGCUACAGAGAGGACGUGAGGCGCAAGGAGAGGGAGAGCAAGACGUACCGGCCCACCGCGUAGCCACCGCCGGCGCCGGCCGGGACUCACGAAGACCACGGGAGACAAGGUGACAGACAAUGCCAUCUGCACUCAGCAUUCAGUGUAGGCUGAUGGCACCAAUCGUACCACUCUGUUGAACACCACUCCUGUGUGCGCCCUUGUUACCCUCUCUCGUUGCUGAAGAAUAGUUCUUAAUUACAGGGUAUGGAGAACUGGAAACAGUGAGCACCUUUGGCCAGAUAUUGUGCUACUUGUGUUUUCCGUCGCGUUAAAUGUGCUAUUUUACUUGUUUUAGAGUAAAAGCCAUCUAUCGUCGUGGGUCAUGUGUAUGUGAGGGAGGGAAACACACAUUUUAACGAAUGCAAGUCAUUUGAUGUUUUUUUUUAAGGAGAGAGAAUGGCUCGGCGGUUGGAUCAGUUUCGAAUGCUAUACUUUUGAUCAGUUCUUCAAAAUGUAUUUGUGGGAAUUACUAUAGGUGUUUUGAAAUCAAAAGAGAAACAACGAGAGGUGUUGAACUUGAAGCAAUAACUUGGUGUUUUUUGCUACACCUCUUCCAAUUUUGUCUAUGCACCGAUGAUAGCUACUGUAAGUUAACUCUGUCUUGUACAUGGUUAAGGGUCGUCACAGUGUGCUUUUGUUAACAAACGUGCAGUGCAGGAACAUACACGCAUAGAACCUAUUGAUAUUAGCGCUUAAAUAAGACCUACUGUAAAGCUGUUUCAUUUGUGAAAUAUACCUACACCUUUGCUUUUUAUGCGGCAAGGGAAUAUUUCCAAAGUGUCUGAAUUGGAGUCGCAGCAUUGUGUGAAAUACCAUGAAGAUUCCUGCACUUGGCAACACUCCUAGAUAUCACAAGCACUGCCAAAUCGGCUUCCUUAGAAAGUCGCCAAUGGCGGUCAUAAAUUGCAGGCUAGACAUGAUGUGCCAAAAGACGAAUAAUAUGCAUUGGAUCAAUUGGUACUUAGAUGUUUGGUGUUUGUGGCGUGUCCCCUGAAACCAACUGCAAACCACUGCUAACUUUCUUGGUGUGAAACAUGGUGGGAUGUCCGAGCAAGCCAAAGCCGUUCUGUCUGAAACGUAGUUCUGUGUCACAUUCCCCACACCCCAACACUGUGCCCAAACACACGAGUCACGACCGACGGUACCGCCGCGUCGCCGGUCCAGACGUGACGUUGUGUGUUCCCACACACCCGGAGGCCAUUCAAAAGCACCUGCCGCUGAGAGCACCUCAAGCCUUUGUGACAUCAUUAGUGCUUUAACCAAUCAGUGGGCGUCAAACCCCUCCCCCUCCCCCGGGCCUCCCAAGUGCUUUUCCGUUUUGUUUUUCUUUCUUUUCUCCGCUUAUUCCCGUUACUCCGGUAAGAAGUCGUGUUUGUACCGUGCUGUUCGUUUUGGUGACGCCUGGAUGGUUCUGCCCUGCUGUCCUUUGCUGAGUGUCCCUCCUGGCCAAGGAUGUCCACUGCCUGUCUCGGUUCUCCUCUGUGUUCGUAGGCCACCCCCGCGUGACGGGCGUCAUGGACUCUCCCCAUGUUAGAAGUCUUAAGAUAUGAUUUUGUAUUUGUUUUAUUUUUAACGUUUUACACAACUUAAAAUGGUUUAUUUGCACAUUAGGUACAAAUGUUAAAUGAUAAUAAAAUGUUCUCUUGUUCCAA
Gadus macrocephalus (Pacific cod) is the source of this 5164-nucleotide messenger RNA. RefSeq names its product OTU deubiquitinase 7A (gene otud7a). Gene Ontology annotation, biological process: protein K48-linked deubiquitination; protein K11-linked deubiquitination; protein K63-linked deubiquitination. The record is from RefSeq and is a predicted model, not a curated record. Gene Ontology annotation, cellular component: nucleus; cytoplasm. Gene Ontology annotation, molecular function: zinc ion binding; cysteine-type deubiquitinase activity; DNA binding. NCBI's taxonomy places the organism in Eukaryota, Metazoa, Chordata, Actinopteri, Gadiformes, Gadidae. The coding region runs from base 657 to 3533 and encodes 958 amino acids. The transcript has 12 exons.